AUGGGUGACGGGGAUGAAGGAGUCCUCGGUGCAGUUCUCGAUACGCGCCAACUCGAGGCUUUUGGCCGCAAGGUCACGGCAACUGCAAAUCAUCUUAUGGGAGACACGUCUUCCACUCAUUACCCCAAUGCGAUGACGAGCAUCUCGCGGCAGAUGCGUCGACCUGCCCUACAACGAGGUGUCCUUUCUUUCUCGCAACAGGCUCCUUCAGAACUGGUCAGGGCAAAGCUAUCCACCAGCGAAAUUGCACAUCGAGCCCUCACUUAUAUCCCGGAUGAACAGUUACAACAAAUCCCUGAAGAUACUGAUAAUUCAUACUCGUUGUUCCAGGGCUUCCAGGCGUCAUUGCCUGAGACUGAAAGUGAGCACCGGAAAGGACACCGUCGGAGGGGUUCAAAACAGCAUAAGCUACUAGGCGCCGGGGAUAUUGAAGAAGAUGGUCCCCCAACAAUACAAAACUUGAAGAAGAAACGAAAUACCGUCAACCAUAGACUCGAAAUGAUGGCCAUAAGGAAGAACAUGUCCACAACCGAGAUCCGGGACAUCGACAACAAGAUUGCAAACCUUCAGAACAUGCGGAAGAUUGUGCUUGACCGACUUGCUGGCCUUGAAAAUGAGGAGGCAGAGGUGGAGCACGAACUACUAGAGCUCGACAAUAAGAUAGAGGACGUACAAGAGGAGCUUGAGGAACAAGGGGCAUUAGAGCCGUCCGACGAUACUACCAAUGUCCCGAGACCCAUCACACCAGAAUCGGAGGCCAUGGAUGCAUCGUUCAUGUCACAGUCGAUAUACGAAAAACUCCCCUCAACUGCGGCCAUCAAAUCUCCGAAGACCAAGCGGAAACCGACAUAUGCGAGACGAAAAUCUAUGCCUGUUCUUCACGAACACUUGGAACCAGGAUCGCAUAUCAAGACGAUCCCCGCACACAAUGAUACUAUAACAGCUCUAGACUUUGAUCAACCAUUUGGCACAAUGGUUAGCGCAGCGCUCGAUGAUACGGUACGAGUAUGGGAUUUGAACCUGGGUCGAUGCAUGGGAUUCUUGGAGGGCCAUACUGCUUCUGUCCGGUGUCUGCAGGUCGAGGAUAACAUCGUCGCGACGGGUGGUCUCGAUGCCACGAUCAGGCUCUGGGAUCUCAGUCGCGCACAAUACGAACCCUACGAACGCCAAGUCGGGAACGGAGACGGAAAGAAGGGAGAAGAUGCUGAAGACGACGGCCUUGGCUUCGGCAAUGAAGAUGAAGAUGCUCCCCCUGCACCACCUCCUGGCGCUAUGGACGAAUGCCCGUUGUUUGUCCUCGAAGCUCACAUCGGCGAGGUCACGGCCUUGCACCUCCGUGGCGAUACUCUGGUCUCUGGCUCUGCGGACAAGACUCUUCGACAAUGGGAUCUGGUGAAAGGCAGAUGCGUACAGACUCUUGAUGUUUUGUGGGCCGCCGCCCAAGCGAGUUCGACUAUAGGCAGCACAGAGUCACAGUGGCGUCCGACGGGACGAGCCACCGACUCGAGCGCAGACUUUGUAGGGGCUCUUCAGUGUUUCGACGCAGCUCUAGCUUGUGGCACUGCUGAUGGGAUGGUUCGAUUAUGGGAUCUCAGGAGUGGACAAGUCCACAGAAGUCUCGUUGGUCAUACGGGACCUGUGACAUGUCUGCAGUUUGAUGAUACGCAUCUCGUGACUGCCAGUGUGGACAGGAGUGUCAGGAUGUGGGACCUCCGAACAGGAACUAUAUCCGAUGCUUAUGGCUAUGAUUCCCCUAUCACAAGCAUGAUGUUCGACACUCGUCACAUUGUCUGCGCGGCAGGCGAAGACGUGGUGAAAGUCUACGAUAAAGGGGACGGCAAGCAAUGGGAUUGUGGCGCUGGCGCCAACCUCAGCGACGAAGAUCGAAUGGCCGGGGCAAAGACCAGCAUCGUGGAGCGCGUCAGGCUAAAGGAUGGCUAUCUCAUUGAAGGCAGACGAAAUGGUGAAGUCGGAGUCUGGACUUGCUGA
Exophiala viscosa is the source of this 1989-nucleotide messenger RNA. RefSeq names its product mitochondrial division protein 1. The transcript is spliced from 3 exons. The record is from RefSeq and is a predicted model, not a curated record. Gene Ontology annotation, biological process: peroxisome fission; mitochondrial fission. The coding region runs from base 1 to 1989 and encodes 662 amino acids. Gene Ontology annotation, molecular function: protein binding. Gene Ontology annotation, cellular component: mitochondrion. NCBI's taxonomy places the organism in Eukaryota, Fungi, Ascomycota, Eurotiomycetes, Chaetothyriales, Herpotrichiellaceae.